CUUCGACAAGGAGGGGCAGCAAAAUAAAGCCAACACAUUUGCAUGAAGAUCAGGAGAAUUACAACAUUAUGGCCUCAACUGCUGGUGCAGAUGCAAAAUCCUCGCAGACCUCGAAUCACGAGGACAAGAUGAAUCACGAACUUGAUGUCACGGAAUCAACGAAUCACGACUUGCCAGCGCGGACAAUGGCUGAAGAUGAACGACCUGGGCAGACACGAGACGCGCAAAGGGACGAUCCUGCGACUGUAGCUGCGAGUGAAGAGUUAAAGCAUACAACUAUCUCCGAUAAGAUCGCGACUGUCUCUCGAGUCCAACCUCUUGAUGUACAACAGACCACUGGCGAAGAUAAGGAAAUGGGAGACUCUGGCAGAGCUAGCACACCCGACACUGAUCCUACCGAUGCGCAAGAUGAAGAGAUGAAGGAACGGUUAGCCUCCCCAAAGAAGAAGAGAGGGCGAGACCAGGAGGACGACUCGAAGGAUUUGGAGGACGAUGCUGCUGACGAGCCCGGUUCUUCAGCCGAUGGCAGUGUUGUGAAUGGAAGCAGAACGACGCGACUUGAGCCAGAAAAGAAGCGUCCUCGAGACACAUCGGAAGAUACCACAAAGGCAACAGAGACAACUGCAGAAGCAAAGCUGCAAACCGCCCCAGCAGAUUCUGCAGAGACGGAAACCACAAAAUCCGAGGAUAAGGCGACGAACUCCUCACACAAGGAUUCGAAGACAUCCGAAACCUCCAGCAAACCACAAACUUCGCCUUCUGGUUUCGCGAGUUCUGGUUUCGCUUCUCUCGCAGCUUCGAGUACCUCUCCGUUUGGUAGCCUGGGAGCCUCUAAACCAAGCGUUUUUGGCGGAAAUACUCAAGCCCCAUCUGGAUUUGCUGCUUUGGCUGCUUCUAAGCCGGCAGAGUCGUCCACAGCUUCAGUCCCAAGUGGCUUUGGAGCGUUGGGCGCCAAACCUACCACAGGCUUCGGUUUUGGAACUGGUGCUACAUCGGGGUUUGGUGGUCUCGCAAGUGGGAGCGUGUUUGGAUCUAAAUUAGGGAAUGGUUUUGCUGGCGGUGCUGGCCCAAAGCUGUCCAGUUUUGCCGCACCUGUGAAAGAGACGGAGGUAUCAGGAUCCAAGCCAAUCAAGGCUUUUGGUGCUCCGGAAAGUGACGAAGAGCCUGAUAGCGAUGAAGAUGGCGAUAGCGAGGGUGGAGAUGGUAACGAGGAUGAAGAGAGUGGGAAGGUCGAAGCAGAUGACAAGAAGAAGAUCAGACUUACUAAAGUUCAUAUUGACGACGGAGAGGCUGGCGAGGCGACCUUACUGCAGAUGCGUGCCAAAGUUUUUGCUAUGGAUAAAGUAUGGAAGGAACGUGGGGUUGGGGUCCUCAAGAUCAACGCACCCAAGAGCUGUGUGAGCUUCGAUGAGAACGGUGCCCCAAUACCAGGCUCAUUCGACGCUUCAGGCUUAGACGACGAAGAUGCUGAUCCAAACGCUCCCAAAGUUCCUCGUCUCAUUAUGCGACAAGAAAACACUCAUCGAGUGGUCUUGAACACGAUUAUAGUUCGGGCAAUGGCAUUCUCGGAUAAACAACCUGCUUCUUCAUCUGCCCAAAUACUGUUCACAGCUUUUGAGGGAGAGAAGGAGCCGAAACCGAUCAACAUUCUGCUAAAGAUGUCAGAAGCAAAUGCUACAUUGUUUCGUAGGGAGAUUGCAUCGAUACAGAGAGAACUUGAAUCUUGAGAAAGCAUAAAAUGCCAUGGCAUUUGAGCACAUUCACCACCGUCAUCAUUCCCUUUGUCAUAGAAUUCAUUGACAUGUAUGGUCUUUUCUGGGCGGGGAAAGGUUCACUUUAAGUAUUAUCGGAUUGCUAUGAUGGAGUUUGGACUAUUGGAAUACCAGCAAUCACUCAGCAUAGCGCGGCGGAUAUGGGGCCAUGCACACAAAGUCGGCGGAUGUCCCGUGUGCAUACACACGCUUUUGAUAUUUAUAAAACGCUUGAGGAGCAAUAUCGAGGCAGGAAUGAAACUAUGAUACUUCCA
Molecule: messenger RNA, 2026 nt
Organism: Mollisia scopiformis
Lineage: Eukaryota; Fungi; Ascomycota; Leotiomycetes; Helotiales; Mollisiaceae
Exons: 5
Coding region: 69-1727 (552 amino acids)
Biological process (GO): intracellular transport
Cellular component (GO): nuclear pore; cytoplasm
Molecular function (GO): GTPase activator activity
Source: RefSeq, a predicted model, not a curated record